CCAGCAUUGUCACUUUAUUAUGUAUAGAAAAUAUCACUUCAAAAUCCAGCUGCAAAGUGGAACAGUACAAUAAAUAGAUCAAACUUUUAUUGUCCCCAUACUCCUUCGAGCUAUUUACAGUAGUCUGAGCACAGAAUACCCUGUAGGAGAAAUGAUCAAAGAGUCACUUAUUGUAAAGGUGGACAGAUCCCUUGACUAAUGUGCAACCUUUCAUAUCAGGACCCACCAUGUCAAUGUAGCACUAGAUUUUGUCUUUUUCUCAGUGUUGAUCCCCCUUCUCCAACUCCAUGUCACUACAGCCGAGGCUGGGAUUCUUCCAGGCUGUGCUAAUCCCCUGGAGAAUUUGCAAUGAUUCCCGACCAUUUCAACAUUGCAUGCACCAUUAUGCUCAGGUCCCAAGCAUUGACCACCCGACAUUCUCCUCCUGGGUGAACAAUGAAAUGUCCUAGCCUCACUAAGUGGGAAUACACACACACACACACACACACACACACACACCCUCUCUCUGCCCCAAUCCACCUUGUUCCUGGUUGCUUCUGAUUCUACUAAAAGCAGGUAUGUGGCCAUUCCUGCAGUGACUGAACUACCGGUAAAUGGGUAACUGUUGUAUAAACCUACGACUGUGGUUAUUAGAUAUAAAAAGGUAAACACGUGGAGAAGCAGGAUUAAGGGAGCUCCCCAGGCACUGUUUUACUCAGCACCCCCUCACAUUUUCCCCCAUUGAUGCUCGGCGUACCUGCUGAUACGUCACUGUGUGUUCCUGUGGAAGUCUCAUCAUCUUAUUGUCACGUCUCUCAGGGCACGGUGCUGUCUGCCAAACUUAAUUUUCCAAGCUGCCACCCUGGGGUAGGACCACUCACAGUGUGGGUCCCAGUCUGGGCUUUGGACUGGAUAUGCCUGCAUCGUGAACUUCCCUGAAACAUCGACAAUUCAUUUCCCUGCACAGAUGCUGCCCGACCCGCUAAGUCCCCCCAGUACUCUGUGUGUGUUGAUACGGUACUGGUGCCAGGUUAUGGCUGUGAUCAUGAAAGCUGCCUCCACCCAGUGUUCAAUGGGCCGGCAGCUCUGACUAAUUCUGGGCUCACUCUCAGUUUCACCAACCAGCGGCAGAAUCAGCUCUCUCCAGAGCGAAAACGUGAACUGGUUACCGAUAGUGACAGGAGUCUGCGGGUGCAGGGGAGGAGCUGGCCAGGUUUAUUUUCAUACACUAGCUGCCUUGCAGGGCUUGCCUGUUCCUAUACAAUGCAGCAGUCCAUUCAUAUCUACUGACUGCACGCGAGUAUAAUCUCACCUUACCCUCUGAGGGCUCAGUACUUGGUCACAUUGCCUCAGCUCAACACGUUACCUGCUGGGCUUCUGUGCAUGUCACUGGUAAUCGAAGUCCAGUGACUUUAACUGGCAGCUGUGCACACCCAUGGCCUGUGAAGCAGUGGCUGAUCCUGGUUGCUGGUGUUCAGAAGCUGUACUCUCUUGGAUGUGGAUAACCACAACUUCUGUCUGCAACACUGCAUUUGCAUAGCAUCAUUAACAUACGUAGUAAAAUGGUGACAUUUUACUAUGGCAACGAUGGUGGAGGCAGAUACAAUAGGGUCUUUUAAGAGGCUUUUAGAUAGGUACAUGGAGCUUAGUAAAAUAGAGGGCUAUAGGUAACCCUAAUAAUUUCUACGGUAGAGACGUGUUGGGCACAGCUUUGUGGGCCGAAAGGCCUGUAGGAUUUCUAUGUUUCUAAAUCUCAGCAUGCUUCGGAGGAGCCAUUGGGCCUCAUGGGGAGAGAUAAGGAGAGGUGACCUAAAACUCGGUCCUCCUUGUGGAGUGGGAAGUGGGGCGUGAGAGGUCAAGGGCAAGUUCUGAACAGAUGAUGAGAUGAGCAUGAGAAAAGACUGGAGUAAGGGGGUCAGAACCAGAGGAACACUGGGACCUGUACUGUGUGUCAGGCUGAGUAAGUUGCAGAGGGAGGUGAGAGGGGCAUUGACAUCGAGGACCUCAUCAUAAAGAUGUGACUGGCCUAUGAGAGUAAAUGCAGCAGGAGCCUGAGAAAAUGAGUGGAAUGCGCACACUGUUUCAGUAGUACUAAUUGUCAGUUUGCUCUGGUGCAGCAAAUCCCCUCAGUGACCAGGGCUGAGACUCACACUGGACUGUUAAAGAGCUGUUGCAUUGGCACUUGUAUUGAGGUGAAAACAACCCACCAGCUCCUCACACAACGGGACAUCAGAACCCACCAGCAACUCACACAACGGGACGUCACCACCCACCAGCUCCUCACACAACGGGACAUCACAAUCCACCAGCUCUUCACAUAACGGGACAUCAGAACCCACCAGCAACUCACACAACGGGACGUCACCACCCACCAGCAACUCACACAAUGGGAUGUCACGACCCACCAGCUCCUCACACAACGGGACAUCAGAACCCACCAGCAACUCACACAACGGGACGUCACCACCCACCAGCAACUCACACAAUGGGAUGUCACGACCCACCAGCUCCUCACACAACGGGACAUCAGAACCCACCAGCAACUCACACAACGGGACGUCACCACCCACCAGCAACUCACACAACGGGACGUCACCACCCACCAGCUCCUCACACAACGGGACAUCACCACCCACCAGCUCCUCACACAACGGGACAUCACCACCCACCAGCUCCUCACACAACGGGACAUCACCACCCACCAGCUCCUCACACAACGGGACAUCACCACCCACCAGCUCCUCACACAACGGGAUGUCACCACCCACCAGCAACUCACACAACGGGACAUCAGAACCCACCAGCAACUCACACAACGGGACGUCACCACCCACCAGCUCCUCACACAACGGGACAUCACCACCCACCAGCUCCUCACACAACGGGAUGUCACCACCCACCAGCAACUCACACAACGGGACAUCAGAACCCACCAGCAACUCACACAACGGGACGUCACCACCCACCAGCUCCUCACACAACGGGACAUCACCACCCACCAGCUCCUCACACAACGGGAUGUCACCACCCACCAGCUCCUCACACAAUGGGAUGUCACCACCCACCAGCUCCUCACACAACGGGACGUCACGACCCACCAGCUCCUCACACAACGGGACAUCACAACCCACCAGCUCCUCACACAACGGGACAUCACAACCCACCAGCAACUCACACAACGGGACGUCACCACCCACCAGCUCCUCACACAACGGGACAUCAGAACCCACCAGCAACUCACACAACGGGACGUCACCACCCACCAGCUCCUCACACAACGGGACAUCAGAACCCACCAGCAACUCACACAACGGGACGUCACCACCCACCAGCUCCUCACACAACAGGACAUCAGAACCCACCAGCAACUCACACAACGGGAUGUCACCACCCACCAGCUCCUCACACAACGGGACAUCACAAUCCACCAGCAACUCACACAAUGGGACGUCACCACCCACCAGCAACUCGCACAGGUCAACAGCAUGAACCAUGUGUAGGUUUCUGGAUCCGUGAGAGGCUGAAACACUGUAGGAUUGAACACAAACAUCAUGCAGACAGGUCAGGAAUGGAAAUGCUAAAGUAUUAUCAGAGGGUUGAGAUAGUGUCCAGUUGUGGAUAUUUAUGUAGUGCCUUCUAGUUAUUGAUGUCAGAAAUUUCUUCAUGAAGCUGGUGAACCUGGGGUGCUAAUUCUGGUCAAAAGCCCCAAUCCUGCUGACUAAACCCAGAGACAGGGAAGGUCCUUCAGCAUGUUUCACACGAUUGUCAGGACAAUGAUUCUGAGUGAGUGUGGUGAAACAGGAAACGAAGCUAAGGCCUUUGUCUUGUGGGUUCAGUGACUUUGAUUAGGUACAACCACCCAUAAACAGAGACUGCUGGAAACACUCAACAGUUUCGAUGUAAGAUCAUUGAUUUGAAACAUUAACUCUGCACCCUCUCCACAGCUGUUGCAUGAAGUUUUGGUCUCCCCAGUUAAAGGAGGAUUUACUGAAAUUGCAGAGUAGCAGAGCGGAGGAAGAUCAUCAUCACGAUACCAGGCAUGAAGGGAGAUCGAGCAGGUUGGCACAAAGUUCGAUGGUGUUUGGGAGAGUGAGCAGUGAUCACAUUGAAAUAUAUUCUGAAGGGAUCUUUCCCUCAGUGAGUGUAUCUGGAGCGAAGUGGGCAACAUCUCGGAAAAAGGAUACAGCUACUGAAAAUGAUUUCCUCCUCACAGAUUUGGGAACUUUAGGACUUUGUAAUGCCAGGGGCAGAGUUUUGAACAUUUUCAAGGCCAGGAUAAAUCUCUGGUCAAUUGAGGGCAACAGAGACCAGGCAUGGAAGCUCAGCUCGAAUCUGCUGUCACCCUAGUGAAAGCUAGAGCAGGUUUGUGAGCUGAGAUCGAUGCCCGUCCUCGUGUCCAACACUGUCUGAUUUGCUGAGUAUUUUCAGCAUUUUCUGAAUUUUUUGCUGCUUUCCGUCUGAUUGCUUUUGUGAAAUUUUGUAAGGCAGAGCAGAUUGGCUGAAGAGGACAUUUUGAGUCAGAUGAGGCCUUGUCCUGCUUGUGAGUGACCCAGAGGUAUGGGAGGUGAUAACGAUGUUACUGAAGGGUGCAAAUCUUCCUUUCAGCAUGACAAUCUCACAUCCCACACUACAGGCUCACAUCCCACUUUACAGUCUCACAUCCCACAGUACAGACUCUCAUCCCACUUUACAGUCUCACAUCCCACAGUACAGACUCUCAUCCCACUUUACAGUCUCACAUCCCACAGUACAGACUCUCAUCCCACUUUACAGUCUCACAUCCCACAGUACAGGCUCACAUCUUACAGUACAUCCCACGCUACAGGCUCACAUCUUACAGUACAUCCCACGCUACAGGCUCACAUCUUACAGUACAUCCCACGCUACAGGCUCACAUCUUACAGUACAUCCCACGCUACAGGCUCACAUCUUACAGUACAACCCACACUACAGGCUCACAU
Messenger RNA from Hypanus sabinus (Atlantic stingray), 4940 nucleotides. RefSeq lists its product as uncharacterized. The transcript has a single exon. NCBI's taxonomy places the organism in Eukaryota, Metazoa, Chordata, Chondrichthyes, Myliobatiformes, Dasyatidae. The coding region runs from base 2371 to 3468 and encodes 365 amino acids. The record is from RefSeq and is a predicted model, not a curated record.